GGCCCGGUGUCCUUUUGGGAACCGACAAGGAAGAAUUACCACGAGGUGGUGCCCUGUUCCACAUGACCCGUCCUGAGACUUCGGAUUGAUGGUGGGGCGCUAAGCUGUAUUGAAUGGACAGAAGCUUGUUGUAAUUAUUCGAACCUUUUUGUAUUCAGAUCCUAACCUUCGUGGACGACAACCUUCGUGGAUGAUAACCUUCUUGGAUGAUAACCUUCUUGGACGAUAACCUUCUAGGAUCGGGACCAGAGGCAUAUAUAGGUAGUGAAACUAUCCGCCUGAUUCAAAACCACGUACGAUACCAUACUUUGUCAGAGAUAGGUACUAAAGCCGGUCUUUCUGCUCCCUCACCUUGACAACGAGCCUGUUUCCCCACGACCUACCUGCUUUCCAACUACACUUGCUAAUAUCGAAUGCUGUCAAAAUUAUUUCUUCCAAACUUGAAGAACGAUGGAUCACUUCGGUAUAGGAGAGAAGCCCUGGCUCAAACCGGUGCAGUUCGAAAAGCUGAUGGGCGGCCGGCCCUGCGCGUCGGAUAGUGCUCUCUUUCGGCUCCCCAAACCCCUUCUCACUGAUAUAGCGGAAUUCCUCUCCGACGACAAACCCAGCCUUGCUUCGCUCGCCCUCACGAACAGUGACUGCCAGCAGCUUGCCCGCUCGCGCCAGUUUGCCAACGUCGUGUUCGACCAUAGAGAAUACAACUACGGCCUGGUGGUACACCUGGCUCAGGAGAGCUUCAGCGAUGAUGAUGGGACACCCCAGAUAAGACACUGCGUCCGGAGUAUCCAGUUCGGCAUGAUAUUAUCUCCCUACGUCUACGUGGACGGUUUUUUAGACCAGGGUCUUGAGAAUAUUUUAGCUCUCCUUUGGUCGCACCUUCCUCACCUCACCUCCAUAACCUGGCAUGGCCAGUUGUCAACCAGCCGCUAUCUCACCCAUGCCAUUGCUAACACCGCCAUCCAACACCUCCACAUCACCAACAUCUUCGCCAACCACAACUGGCUUUUCACCAUACCGGACAUGCCACACCUGCGAUCCCUCAAGCUCUCCCUGGACACGAACCACUUCCCAUCCUCACUCACGAGCCCCUUCUUCGAGAUGCUGCUCAAAGGGUGCGCGGCCAGCCUCGAGUCCCUGGAGUGGCGCGGGCCAAAAUCGUCACCACAAUUCAUCGAUAUCCCUGAUCGGCCCAUGUACCUCUGGGUACAAGCGAAUGGGCUGGACUUCAGCCAUGGGCCCAUCCACUUCCCUCGGUUGCGGUGGCUGAUGCUCGAGGGGUUGAUAGUCGGACCGACCCUGAUGCAUUCCUUCCUCGGCGCGCGCCUCAGGCACCUCACAUUGCCCUUGUGCCCCGACCACACGGUAAUAUACAGGCUCCUCGCCGGGUGCGACACCAUGCGCGACCUCGAAACCUUGUCCAUGCCCCUCCUGACGACCGAGGAUGACGCCGAGCUCGCCCUCGACUUCGUGGCCAGACACAGUAGCAGCCUGGAGUUCCUGUGCCUGCAGGGGAUGGCCGGCGCGGUCAUGGACGGCGUGGUGAUCCCGCGGCUGGUCGAGGCGGGGCUCCCGAACCUCAUCUCGCUCUCCCUAGAAUGGUGGACGGCCGAAGCAGACCUCGACAAUCCCAUCAGCGCCGUCGACAUCUGCUCCAACUGGUGGGGCAGCGAGGUCCUACCACGGGGGAUAACGCCGCCGCCGAGGUGGACACUGUGGACCCCAAUACGCCCCGUCUACGUGCCGGAGCAGUCCCUGGCGUUGAUCGGGAAGCUGGACACGCUCAGGCAGCUGCGCCUGUUCGCCGGGGGACGGGAGUGCCGGGAUCCGGCGUGGUGGAUGGUCGACUACCGGGCCAUGUGCGCGCUGCUCUCGGGGCUCACGAAGCUGCACACGCUCGCCAUAUGCGGCGAUGACUACGGCGACAGCGUCGCCUACAAUGUCUGGAGGGGUACGCGGUGGGGGAGGGGGGUCGGGCCCAACGACGUCGAGGACUGGGCGGAGGAGGAUAUCGACGAUAGGCUCGUUGAUAACGACGACGAUGACGAUGACGCCUGGCCGUACGAGUAUGUCUUCUACUACGUCGACCACCGCAGCUGCAUGCUGAACUGGGCGGAGAAUUUCGCCGCCGCGCUCCCCUCCCUGGAGUGGAUGCUCUGCGGGUCGACGCCGAUGGGUGUCGAGCCCCCGGACGAGGAGGGAUUCCGGUGCGUGUCCGCGCUCAUCGAAGGGAUGGACAGGUGCGAGGCCCAGCUCCGCCAGUGGUUCACGAUGGACGUCGGUGCGGAUGCGGGGCGCCAGUAGUCUCUCCUUCGACAGUGUCCAUCACGGCUGCAUGGCAACGGCUGGCUCACCGACGACAUCGAUGACGAGGUGUCUCCCAGCUCCGGCUGUGGUUCAAGAUUGUGCGUGCUGUUGUGUCUAGUGGGGGGAUUAGCAGAAGAAAAGAAAGCAGAAGAGAAGAAAAGAGAAAGGAAGGGGGAAAAGGAAAGAGGGAAGAACAGAAUAAUUAAUGGACAUUUUAGACCUGACAAGCCGGCUCCUUAAGAGAAAAUAAGACUGCAAUAUAGAAUCAUGCCC
This is a messenger RNA of Phialemonium atrogriseum, 2577 nucleotides long. RefSeq lists its product as uncharacterized. The transcript has a single exon. The coding region runs from base 451 to 2301 and encodes 616 amino acids. The record is from RefSeq and is a predicted model, not a curated record. Lineage: Eukaryota; Fungi; Ascomycota; Sordariomycetes; Cephalothecales; Cephalothecaceae.